Messenger RNA from Penicillium verrucosum, 996 nucleotides. RefSeq lists its product as uncharacterized. The transcript has 3 exons. The coding region runs from base 1 to 996 and encodes 331 amino acids. Lineage: Eukaryota; Fungi; Ascomycota; Eurotiomycetes; Eurotiales; Aspergillaceae. The record is from RefSeq and is a predicted model, not a curated record. Gene Ontology annotation, cellular component: cytoplasm.
AUGCCAGACUCAACCCUCUACCUCUACACUUCCCUGACCGCGGGGUCAUCGCACAUCAUCACCGCCACCUCCCGAAUCGAGACAAUCCUCAAAGCGAACAAACUGCCAUUCCGCGCCAUUGAUGUUGCCACCGAUGAAGCUGCCCGGAAGCUCUGGGGCCGGCGCUCCAAGGGCAAGAAGCUUCCAGGGCUGGUGAAGUACGGCGAUAUUGUGGGAGAUCUAGAAGAAGUUGAAGAAUGGAAUGAGUUCGGCGAAUUGCCAGCGACCGAGACCAAAUCCCAGCCCACACCCGCCACCCCGAAACCCUCCACGAUCAAGAUCCAAACCCCUCCCAAGCCCGAAGACAAGAAGGAUGAUACGGCCGUUCUGGCGCUGCGCCAGGCCAGCUCUGAGGCUGCCACCAAGGCGAAGGCCAAGACAGAUGAUAAGAAAGAGCCGAAAGAACAGGCUGCAGAGGUACCUGCCGCCAGCAGUGCGCACCGUGGCUCGGUGGCCCCCGAAUUGCCCGACACCGCUCCCGAUUCACCAAAGUCUACGAAACGCCCGACCCUAGUUCCCGAACAAGCGGCCGUAUCAUCGGCAAACUUCCACGCAGAUAAUGCAGAGGUGCUCGGAUUAGUUGAACACCAUCGUUCGUCCAGGGUGUCUACGCUCGAGAACGCGGAUCAAGACAAGGCGGUGCAUGAGAUCCGACAAUCCAUCUCUGCAGAGCCCACGGGCGAGCUUGAUGCUUUGCGCAAAGAGGCUACAGAGAAGGCGAAGUCGGAGCCGAUUGAGGAGGCGUCGAGUCCGAUCAUUGAUGUGGCUGUGGAGAAUAAGGAAGAGCUUAUGGAGCCCAAUGAGCCUAAGGGAAAUGCUAUCGCUGAAAUGAUUGCGACGGCUGUUGCGCCUCAAGCACUCAAGCCGGAGGCUAAGAAGGAGGAGGCUAAGAAGACGGAAGAUGUGAAGGAUGAUACCAAGGCAGGGCUGACUCCCACAAACAAGUCCGCGGAGUAG